AUGUUUGAAGGCUACUGUUCCACAACGCUAAAGGAGCGGUUGUUCGCUCAUGUGAUGCGACAAUCCGGAGAUUUCCACGAUAAUAAAGAGCUAGAUGGACUUAAUGGAGGGCUUGAUCUUCAUUUUCUCAUAAAAAUGAUUAUCGACAUGAUAUCAACGGCAAUAGAUCUGACAUUAGCAGCGGGAUACCUUACAGCAAUCUUGGGCCCUCAUACGACCGUUAUUAUAUUCGUCAUUUUGGCACUUUAUACUUUCAUUUCUCAAAAACUAUUUCUGGCUGAGCUAUAUAUUCAAAAUAGUGCUGUCUUGAAUGAGUUUCGUAUCCGAUCCGCUGCCAUUAAUCUCUGGAGAACUGUCGCAUAUAAUAACGGAAUUCAAUUUGAGAUUGAGCGUUAUCUCAGCACGGUGAGGGAAGCCUUGAAGAUACAAACCAAGAAAGCAUAUCGCUCUAAUGUUGAAUCUCUGCAAAUGGGGUUGAUCUCUUCUGGCGCAAAAGCACUAGCGCAGUAUUGCAUGGUGUAUCAGAUUAUUCAAGGUCGAGCAAGCCCUUCUGACUUUAUUAUAUUUAUAUCAUAUUGGGACAAAGUCAACAACUCCUUCACUUGGCUAUUUAGAACGAUUAAACAUGUACCAAAUAGCUUUUCUCGGAUUAAAUGGCUGACCAUUGCUCUGCGUCACACACCAGCUGUGCCACAUCGUCCCAAUGCGAAACGUCUAGAAAAAUGCGAUGGCCAAAUCGAAUUUGAAAACGUUUCCUUUGGAUUCGGAGAUGCUAAAUUGAUCCUUGAUGAUGUCAGCUUUUCAGUGAAACCAGGAGAAUUUGUCGCUAUUGUAGGACGUACGGGCGCAGGGAAAUCGACAAUAUUUAAUCUCCUUACUCUGUUAUAUCCACCUCGAAAUGGAUCUGUUUACAUUGACAAUCAUAAUAUUCACGAUUCAGCUGUUGAUGAUGUCCGAAAAUACAUAGCAAUUGUCCCUCAAUCACCUGAACUUUUUCCUGGCUCCAUUAUGUAUAACCUGAAAUAUGCUAAUAAUCAGGCAUCUGAUGGCGACGUAAGGAAGAUAUGUGAGAUGGUGGGUUUGGAUAAAGAAAUUACUGAAUCCAUGGGAGGUUAUGACGCUCAGGUUGGCCAGCGAGGAGAAAAGCUCUCUGGAGGCCAAAGGCAACGUAUGGCUUUGGCAAAAGCCUCUCUAAAGUCAGCACCGAUUGUACUAUUGGAUGAGCCAUUUAGCUCGCUGGACGCGGAUACCUCGAAGAAAAUCCGCGAUCAUAAUCUCUGGCAUAGAGCAACAUGCCUCAUGAUUACACAUAAACUCUCGGAAGUCAAAGGGGCAUCACGAAUAAUUGUGUUGGACAAUGGAAAAAUUGUCGAAAACGAUAGUCAUGAGCGGCUGAUGAACAAGCGCGGUAGGUAUUAUGAACUUUGGUUAGCUCAGAGCGAUGAGAUACCAAGAGCACGCGAUUGUCUUGGCUAA
Molecule: messenger RNA, 1476 nt
Organism: Trichoderma asperellum CBS 433.97
Lineage: Eukaryota; Fungi; Ascomycota; Sordariomycetes; Hypocreales; Hypocreaceae
Source: RefSeq, a predicted model, not a curated record